Messenger RNA from Macaca mulatta (Rhesus monkey), 279 nucleotides. It is a transcript of the gene GNRH1, whose product is annotated as gonadotropin releasing hormone 1. Lineage: Eukaryota; Metazoa; Chordata; Mammalia; Primates; Cercopithecidae. Gene Ontology annotation, molecular function: gonadotropin-releasing hormone receptor binding; gonadotropin hormone-releasing hormone activity. The record is from RefSeq and is marked validated. Gene Ontology annotation, biological process: multicellular organism development; reproductive process. Gene Ontology annotation, cellular component: extracellular region.
AUGGAGCCAAUUCCAAAACUCCUAGCUGGCCUUAUUCUGCUGACUCUGUGUGUGGAGGGCUGCUCCAGCCAGCACUGGUCCUAUGGACUGCGUCCUGGAGGAAAGAGAGAUGCCGAAAAUUUGAUGGAUUCUUUCCAAGAGAUAGUCAAAGAGGUUGGUCAACUGGCAGAAACCCAACACUUCGAAUGCACCAUGCACCAGCCACGUUCUCCCCUCCAAGACCUGAAAGGAGCUCUGGAAAGUCUGAUUGAAGAGGAAACUGGGCAGAAGAAGAUUUAA